This is a messenger RNA of Cyprinodon variegatus (sheepshead minnow), 1148 nucleotides long. RefSeq names its product ubiquitin-conjugating enzyme E2 2-like. The record is from RefSeq and is a predicted model, not a curated record. NCBI's taxonomy places the organism in Eukaryota, Metazoa, Chordata, Actinopteri, Cyprinodontiformes, Cyprinodontidae. Gene Ontology annotation, biological process: protein polyubiquitination; ubiquitin-dependent protein catabolic process. The transcript has 7 exons. The coding region runs from base 304 to 747 and encodes 147 amino acids. Gene Ontology annotation, molecular function: ubiquitin conjugating enzyme activity. Gene Ontology annotation, cellular component: nucleus.
AGGUGCUCUCACAGCCCUUGUGUGUCACGGAAGACAUUUUGAGCCGCUGGGGUCGGUCCGGUUUGUUUGUGGGGUCUCAUUCUGAGUUCGGGGCUAACGGACUGCUGGUCGGUAAAGCAGGAUCCAAUUUAACGAAAACACGGUGAAGUCUAACCGCCAGAUGUGCAACGAAUCCCGGGAGCUAGCAGAGAUCUAGAUGCUAGUUAGUUAGCGUUAGCUAGCUGGCCUGCCCUCCUCUUCCUCCUCCUCCUUCUCCUCCUCCGCCACCUCCUCCUCGACAGCUGGUCCCUCCUGACAGAAACAAUGGCUUUAAAACGGAUUUCUAAGGAACUAACAGACCUUUCCAGGGACCCACCUGCUCAGUGCUCGGCCGGACCUGUCGGAGAAGACAUGUUUCAUUGGCAGGCCACGAUAAUGGGUCCGCCCGACAGUCCGUAUCAGGGCGGUGUGUUCUUCCUCACUAUUCAUUUUCCCACUGAUUAUCCAUUCAAGCCACCCAAGGUCGCCUUCACAACCAGAAUUUAUCACCCUAACAUUAACAGUAACGGCAGCAUCUGUCUGGAUAUUUUACGGUCUCAGUGGUCUCCAGCGUUAACCAUCUCUAAAGUCCUUUUGUCCAUUUGUUCUCUGUUAUGUGACCCAAAUCCUGACGACCCAUUAGUGCCAGAGAUCGCCCGCAUCUACAAAACAGAUCCCGUCAGGUACAACAAGACAGCUCAGGACUGGACCCAGAAAUACGCCAUGUGAACUGCGUGAGCUGCACCUUGCCCCGCCCCCUUUCCCUGCAAUCUGUUGGCAUUUUCAUUCAUCUCAUUCUGAACUGUGAUGCUGUUAAAGCCCGUCUGUCUGUCUGUCUGCUGGAGACCGGAGCCCGCUGGUUACCAUGGCGUCAGAGCCGAGCUGGACCCACUCGCUCCUUCAUGCAUGUCAGUGAUUGGUCCAUGUGCUGCUCUGAACUCUGUGUCCACGUUUUAAAGGAGAAAAGCUGUUUAAGUUUGUAGUUUGUUUUGCGAUUUUAGACGAGAGCCGUUAGUUCAUCCAUCAUCCGACUCCGUUCUCCUGUUUUUGCACUGGAAAAGAUCCGACCUGCGGCGGCGGACCGAUCAACUAAGCGCUCUGUGAUGGUUUUUCUCAAUAAAGAUGAACAA